Molecule: messenger RNA, 1882 nt
Organism: Acanthopagrus latus (yellowfin seabream)
Lineage: Eukaryota; Metazoa; Chordata; Actinopteri; Spariformes; Sparidae
Gene: alkbh2
Product: alkB homolog 2, alpha-ketoglutarate dependent dioxygenase
Exons: 4
Coding region: 297-1082 (261 amino acids)
Biological process (GO): DNA repair
Source: RefSeq, a predicted model, not a curated record
GAUUUUAAUGUAUUGAGCGACACACACGGCUGGUGAGAAUCGAGCAGCUGGGGGCGGAUUUAAAAACCGUCGACAUCGCAACACAAACAUUGUCGUGCUAAACAGCGAGCAGCACUUUUUUUUUUAACAACAAGCACGAACACGGCGGCGCCUGUGAACGCAGCUUUGAUUCCGCUGAACGCGUCGCGGGAAAACAACAAACCCGCUGACUGAGAAACUUCUGCAAAAACACUCAUCAUCCAGGUCCUGAAAAAAAAAGUAAUUCCUUAAAGCGUCACAGACAUCAAUUCACUGCGAUGGAAAAGUUUGUGGUUCCGAGGCGGCAGAGACGCUCCGGCACCAGUGAAGCACCGAGUCCACAGAAGAAGAUCAAACUGGAAAGUGAUGAAAAGAUGAAGCAAGAGGAGGAGGAGGAGGAAGGUGAAGAUGCCUCUUCAGCAGAGUUCUCUCAUCCCGUCCCCUGGCAGAAAAUAGAGGCCGAGGGACUCGACUGUGAUUACGCUCUGCUGUUCUCCAAAGAGGAAGCAGAAAAGCUUUUCAGACAGCUGGAGCAGGAGGUGGUGUAUGCAACAGGAGAAGAAGCAAGGGUCCAGGUGUUUGGAAAGGUGUACGAUAUACCGAGGAAGCAGGCCACAUAUGGAGACGCUGGUCUGACCUACACUUACUCUGGGGUGAAACGUUUAGCUUGCCCGUGGACACCAACUUUGGAAUAUAUCCGGGAUGCUGUGACAAAAACAACCGGACAGACAUUUAAUUUUGUGCUGGUCAACAGGUACAAGGAUGGGCAGGAUCACAUGGGGGAGCAUCGUGAUGAUGAGAAGGAGCUGGAUCCCCUCUGUCCCAUCGCCUCUGUCUCUCUUGGAGCGGCGCGAGACUUCAUCUUCCGACACAGAGACACGAGGGGAAAUCAGGCCCGUCGACAGAUUGAACCCGUGAAGCUGGAGCUCGCUCAUGGCAGCCUGCUCCUCAUGAACUCCCCGACCAACACCUUCUGGUACCACAGCCUGCCUGUCCGCAAGAGGAUUUCCCAGCCUCGCAUCAACCUCACCUUUAGACGCAUCCUGAAGGACACUAAGAAAUGACCAAGUGUGGAUUAUCAGCAGGACAAUGCAGAGGAAACAUCUCACAAAGGGGCCCCAAUGGAGGACAAGUCUCUGGACACGAGGACAAAUAACACAAAUCUAACACAUGCACCAGCUGAAUCUGACUCAGUGACAGCUCGGGGUGAAACAUGAGGACAUGUCGACUGGGACUCUGAGCUUAACACUAAACAAACCUGACCGACAGUAAAGUAAUGAGUCAUGUUUGCUCGCUGUAAAUUAAACCUUUAAGACGUGUUAUCAGGGUGUUAUCUCACGCAUCCUGGAAAACCUGGAAAAUGAGAGAAAAAGCAGAAUGUCCUCCAAACUCCUGUGUCGUCCUGAAUCAUUAUUCAAACUGCGCAAAACUACACAAUCCAGUAUAUAUAUAUGUUGGGAAAAUGUAGAUUUGUCUUAAAAGGAAACCAGCUACUUGUUCAUUUUGAGAUACACGUCUUAUUUUUUCUUUUGUAUUCAAACAGCAAUGAAUAACACACUGUAAUUCACAAGAGAAAAAGACAUUUGGGUUUGAAAUUGAUUAAUUGAGGAACACAUCAGUGUAUGUGUGCGCUCCCUGUCAGCUGUAGCAGCUAGACUGUCAAUGAAAAUGUCCUGGAAAAUGAUCUGUAGAAAAGUGGGAGCCCUGCAUGAGGACUGUGGAGGAUGAGUAGGUUUUAUAAACUUCUAAAUAAAGGAGCAAUAAAGUUGACACAAGCCAAUCUUUACCAACAGUAAGGCAAUGAGUUAUGAGAGCUCGCUGUGAAAUAAACCUUUAACAUUAAAUAAUUAAUAUAAAAAUUAAA